CUGUCUUUUUCCCUGGCCGGCUCCUCACACCGUGGGAUUUUCACAGUACUGUGUGUGGGACGUGGGAGAGAACUGGUUUCUUGGUUGCUGGAGGGCAGCCGGAAGGACUUACUGCACCCCCCGAACCCGCGGCGGAAAUGCAAGCCCAGUGUCUUGGGGCAGAGCGCUUCUUUUUGUCACUAGUCUAAAAGAAAAUCUAACGCGUGGGAUCUUUCUCAAGUGUUGGAAGCCGAACCGUGACUCAUGGGAGGGAACUGUGGCAAGCUAAGGAGGCCAUCUGUCAUGUAACUUCCAGAUCCCAUGUCAACACCAAGCCCUCAGCUGCUGGUGGCAGCUGCUCAGCAGACUCUGGGUAUAGGAAAGAGAAGAUGCCCACCUCGAGCUACCUGCCUUCGCCUGGCAGGAGAGGUGCUGGCUGUGGCCCACGGGCUAAAGCCAGCUGUACUCUAUGAUUGCAACUCUGCAGGAGUAUUGGCACUCCAAAGCUAUUUGGAGGAACUGCAGGGGCUGGGCUUCCUGAAGCCAGGACUUCACAUUCUUGAGAUUGGAGAGAAUAACCUCAUCGCCAAUCCUGAGUAUGCCUGUCAGCAUUUACAACAGACGCUGCUUGGUACCGUAGCUUUUGUGGAUGUCUCCUGUUCCCAGCCUCAUCCUUCUGUUCGGUCAUUGGACCAGCUUCCGGACUUGAAAUCUCUCGUAGCUGACAUCAGCACACGUUUUCAAGGACUGCAGGAGGAUGCGUCUCUGGGUGUCUCCUACAGCAAGCUACAUUCCUCAGACUGGAAUCUCUGCACUGUGUUUGGGAUACUCCUGGGCUAUCCUGUCUCUUACACAUUUGACCUGAACCAGGGAGAUGACAACUGCUUAGCCAUGACUCCCCUGCGGGUGUUUACUGCCCGGAUUUCAUGGCUGCCUGGUCAACCUCCAAUUCUGUUGUACUCCUUUAGUGUUCCAGAGAGUUUGUUCCCAGCCCUGAGGAACUUUCUAAGUGCCUGGGAGAAGGAACUCAGAACCCGUUUUAGGGCUCAGAAUGCCUUUGCUAACCUCAGCAUCUCCUCUGAGGUGGUCACACUUCCUGCUGUGGCCCUCUGAGUUAACUCUGCCUCUUGAGAUUGUAUCAGUGAAUGGUUAUCUCUGGGUGGGAGAUGUCAAUUAGAGUGAAUGUCGUGCCAUCAAUCGACCAUGUUGGCGGCAGUAGUAUUAUUUCCAUCUUUAUAUUAGGAGUUCCUAAGUCCUUAGCAGAGGUACCUGUUUGUUUUUUAUUGAAUAAGAGAUAGAAGAGUGAGAAAAGGAGCAUUGUGGAGACUUAAGCAGUAUAUACCCUUGGAUGGUGUCCUCCUCUAGUGGAUAGUGCCUUAGAGGGAAGAAGAAUGACUAGGUAAUUUACAUGUUUAUGGAACUCUUAACUGAAUUAGGGUAUGAGACAAUGAUGUUUAAGGGUCACACUUGUGGUUUAUUUUUCAGGAAAUAAGACAGUUCUAAAGAGUA
Messenger RNA from Mastomys coucha (southern multimammate mouse), 1488 nucleotides. RefSeq names its product chromosome unknown C1orf74 homolog (gene CUNH1orf74). NCBI's taxonomy places the organism in Eukaryota, Metazoa, Chordata, Mammalia, Rodentia, Muridae. The transcript has 2 exons. The record is from RefSeq and is a predicted model, not a curated record. Bases 301 to 1092 code for a protein of 263 amino acids.